AUGCAAGCUCAAGAUUGCUCUGCAAAUGUGGUCACUUUUACUACCAUCAUGUGUGCACUAGCAAAGGCUGGAAAAUUUGAGGAAGCUUUGCAAGUUGUUGAGAGAAUGAGGUCGAAUGGAUGUAGGCCUGAUACACUUUUCUACAAUUCAUUCAUUUAUACAUUAGGUAGAGCAGGCAGAAUAGAUAAUGCUACCUAUGUUUUCAAAGUGGAGAUGCCUAAGGCUGGUGUUGCCCCAAAUGCAUCCACCUAUAAUUCAGUGAUUUCUAUGUAUUGUCAUUAUGCACAAGAAAACAGAGCUUUUGACAUACUGAAGGAGAUGGAAGAUUCAGGCCUCUGUAAGCCUCAUGUUCAGACUUACCACCCAUUGAUCAAGUCAUGCUUUAAAACUAGAAAAAUAGAUACUUGGUUGAAUGAUAUAUUAAAUGGAAUGGUUAAUAAACAUCAUAUUGGUCUUGAUGUUUCAACCUAUACUUUGCUAAUUCACGGGCUUUGUAGAGCAGAUAGAUGCAAGUGGGUUUACUCUCUGUUUGAGGAGAUGAUUGAUCAAGAUAUUGUGCCUAGAUACAGAACUUGUCGUUUGCUAUUGGAAGAAAUCAAACAGAAAAAUAUGUAUCAAGCUGCUGAGAAAAUUAAAGAUCUUAUGAAGAAACUGGACAGUGUUGUUAAAAUAUAG
This is a messenger RNA of Gastrolobium bilobum, 675 nucleotides long. Its product is annotated as pentatricopeptide repeat-containing protein At3g04130, mitochondrial-like. Lineage: Eukaryota; Viridiplantae; Streptophyta; Magnoliopsida; Fabales; Fabaceae. The coding region runs from base 1 to 675 and encodes 224 amino acids. Gene Ontology annotation, molecular function: protein binding. The transcript has a single exon. The record is from RefSeq and is a predicted model, not a curated record.